AUGGGCGGCGCGGGGGAAAAGACUGCAAAGAAGCUGGUCAUGUCAGUGCUAGUCUCAAAAAUUACUUAUGCGGCGGGAUUUUAUCCCCUCACCCGGCGACAUCACAACCGACUCAAGACCUUGCUAAAUGAAGCAAGAAGAACCAUCCUCGGACUCCCGAAACACACCCGUAGUGAAGAGCUGGCCAAGUGUAUCUUCAUCCCGGAUAUCGCUGAUCUGAUCCAGCAGCAGAAAGACGCUCAAGCCUCUCGCCUACAACAUACAAACGAAGGCAGGAUGAUUGCGAAAUUCAUGGGCGUACAAAUCCAGGUAGAUCCUCCAAUCCCCAAACGACCCCCUCCAUGGGAACUCAUCGAUGUGACAGAAGGCUCCAAACCCCUACCUAAGAACAUGGAUGCAGAUAGACACAAGAAACGCCGGGAACAUUACGCAAGACAACACAAGAGAGACUUAGCAGAGAUACUAGCGACCCCUAAACACAUGGUGGCUUACGCAGACGCUAGCCUCGGCACCACAGGUUGGGCCACUGCAGUCACCUACCUCAAGAAACACGCAACCUGGACAGUGGCCCAAGGCAAUCCCCUAGGCCAUCACACACCAGAAUAUGCGGAGUGCAAGGCUGUCCUGCAGGCCAUUGAAGGUGCUACACCCUACUUAGGAACUGACGAGCAGCUAGUUCUCUAUACAGACUCCCAAGAAGUGGUUAGAGAACUUAGACAACACAAGUACUCUGCAAGUCCCACCAUAAAAGCUAUCUUUGACUCCGCAAUCCGACUAUACCGGAACAAGGGGGCCAGGAUCAGCGUCAGGUGGGUCCCCGGACAUGAGGGAAUACCCGGCAACGAGCUUGCACACGAAGCCGCGCAGCAGGCGAUGAGAAACCUCACGCAACCGUCCCUGCAGCCCCGGCCUUCGGACGUCAGCCCGUCACACCCGCAACCGAGCGAUUGCAACGACAAUCCUCAUGAGGACCAGGAUACAUACGACCCUGUUGACGAACUGCGCAUAGACCAACGAACAAGGAAACGCCUCCUAGAAAGAUCCUGGUCCCCAGAGGAACACCCUAUCCCGAAGGACACAUUUCGAAGAAAAGAAAUCGUGCUGCUACGGCGCAUUCGCACUGGCGGAGCGGUGACUCCUAACCUCCAAUACAAAUUCGAACUUUAUGCCCUCAAGAAAAAACACCCUUACGCAGUACCACCUUACCCCCGGUGCAAACUUUGCAGGGAGGAGGACUCGCGCCCCAGUUUGCACCACAUACUCUGGGACUGCGAAGGGCUCAAAACUUACAGGUGCCUCAUCUUCAGCAAGAUGAAACAAAUCGACCGGCCGACCAAUCUCCGGGACUGGACGCACCCGGCGGGUGAUUCCCAAAGAAAGACUCGGGUGCUGAGAUCACUAUUAGAGUAUAUCUCUACAGGCGGCCUGACCUCCUGCAUUUAA
Ixodes scapularis (black-legged tick) is the source of this 1443-nucleotide messenger RNA. RefSeq lists its product as uncharacterized. The transcript has a single exon. NCBI's taxonomy places the organism in Eukaryota, Metazoa, Arthropoda, Arachnida, Ixodida, Ixodidae. Gene Ontology annotation, molecular function: nucleic acid binding; RNA-DNA hybrid ribonuclease activity. Gene Ontology annotation, biological process: DNA replication, removal of RNA primer. The record is from RefSeq and is a predicted model, not a curated record. Bases 1 to 1443 code for a protein of 480 amino acids.